Messenger RNA from Anarrhichthys ocellatus (wolf-eel), 3239 nucleotides. RefSeq lists its product as uncharacterized. The record is from RefSeq and is a predicted model, not a curated record. The transcript has 14 exons. Bases 173 to 2728 code for a protein of 851 amino acids. NCBI's taxonomy places the organism in Eukaryota, Metazoa, Chordata, Actinopteri, Perciformes, Anarhichadidae.
UCGGAGGCUGAAGCUUCCAGUCUGAGCCACCUGUAGCAGCCAGCGAGCACACAGCGAGGAAACAUCGUCCGUACAGCACCAUUAUCUUCACCGUUAUACCGGCCGAACACGGGGCUUCUUAACCGGUCUGGUCCUCCAAACUCGAGCCGUUUUACAACCGAAGACUUGAAAGAUGUUUCCCAGCAGUUAUCUACCUGUCGUGUUUCUCCUGGGCGCUGUUGUUAAAGGAACAACAGAUCCUAACACGCAUAAUGUCACCAGCGAUGGGAGAAUGACGAACGAGAUAUCCACCACUCCUGCAAUUUCUCACAUGUCUGUAACUGCAAGCUCAAAUUCAAGCAGCACCCACUCAACCAGCAGUUUUCCAACUUUACCAUCAUCCACCACAGAGCACUUAACAGCCUCAGUAGCUCCUACAACUAUAGAUAAUGCCGCAGCAGAAUCUACAACUACGAAACCAUCCACCACCCAUGCAGAGACGACCUUCUCCCAGCUGACACCUGAGUCCAGGACCACCACAGCAGCAGCAGUCAACAGCACCGUUACUGAGAACAGUAAUUUAACCACAGGCAGCCCAGAUGUCUCUCCCUCAGCUCCAACCAGUGGAACAACAGUGUCCACUUCAAUCCAAGAGACAAGCCAACCCACCAAAACUAGUGAGACCACAAAUACAACCACCACACCUAGUCCAGAUCACACAGUGACUGCAACUACACCUAGCACACAGACCAGCAGCGACACAACCACAACUACACCGAGCACACAGACCAGCAGCGACACAACCACAACUACACCGAGCACACAGACCAGCAGCGACACCACAAGUACACCGAGCACACACACCAGCAGCGACACAACCACAAGUACACCGACCACACACACCGGCAACGACACAACCACAAGUACACAGACCAUGCAGACCAGCAGCGACACAACCACAACUACACCGAGCACACAGACCAGCAGCGACACCACAAGUACACCGAGCACACACACCAGCAGCGACACAACCACAUCUACACCGACCACACACACCGGCAACGACACAACCACAAGUACACAGACCACGCAAACCAGCAACAACACAAGUACAAGUACAGUAACUCCAGAAAACUCUACAGCUGUACUAACUACAACUACUCUAACAAACUCUACUAACACCUCUCCUGAGACUCCUAUGUCCACUACUACACCCUCAUCCUCCACUGUCACCACAAACACAACACUCACAGGACCCCCACCCUCUUCACCUACCUCCAUCUCCACCUCCAGCUCCCUCCCUACAAAUACCUCCCCAGGCAGUAGCACCGCACCCCCUACUGGAAAUACCACCACCCUUAGUCCCUCAACAACAACCUCAGGAGUGACAGGCCACACCACUUUGACUCAUUCAACUGAACCAGCUAGUGGCAAUACAACAGCCUCAUCUACCACCACUCCAACCUCCACCACCACCAUCAGUACUGGUACCAUAAUCACUGGCACCACCCAGCGACCAACAGACAUCACCACCAACAACUCCACCACCACUCCAACCUCCACCACCACCAUCAGUACUGGUACCACCAUCACUGGCACCACCCAGCGACCAACAGACGUCACCACCAACAACUCCACCAUCAGUACUGGUACCACCAUCACUAGCACCACCCAGCGACCAACAGACACCACCACAGCAGCCCCACCCAUCCCUCCAGUGUGUCCUACUGUCCCGUGCCCACCUGAAAGUGAGUGUCUUAAUGGCACCUGCCAGUGUCUCUCUGGUAGCUUCCUGGUGGAUGGCCGCUGUGCACCUGCCCAAAUGUUCUCCGGCCAACUUCAUCUCAUCUCCUUGACAUUUGAAAAUGAGAUGAGCAACAGGUCCUCGAGAAUAUUCCAGAAGACGGCGGCUCAGAUCUCAGCAGUGCUCAGAGAUGCCCUCAAAAAUCAGCCAGGGUAUAAACAAUCUGAUGUUGUGCAACUUAAACCAGGAAGUGUGCAGGCCACUGUAAAUAACAUAUUUGACAAAACCACCGCCACGCAAGACUCUGUGGAUCAGGCCAUUACUGUAGCUAUAGCCAACCCAGCAAAUGCAUUGUUGGCUAAUGCUACAUUUACAGGUACCAACCUGUGUGACCAGGAGCCAUUACCCUGUGAUGUCUCCACUACAAUGUGCAGAAAUUCAAACGGCCGGGCUCUUUGUUCCUGUCAAGCGGGCUACAUCUCCAGCCUGUACUCAAACACCAGCUGCAGAGCGUGUCCAAGUGGACGGAGGGCAGUGAGAAACGUGUGCCAACUAUGUGCAUUUGGAUAUACUGGCUUCAACUGCAAUGACUCGUCGCUGCUGGCAAUGGUGGUCAUCUCCUGUGUGCUGGGAGGAGUUCUUCUCAUCGUUGUCCUGGCUUUGCUCAUAUACUACUGCUGGAGGGGACGCACAAAGAGCGAGUCAGACUACAGCAGCAGUCCAUACUCAUCAGGUGACUUAAACCAGCCCUGGCCCACCGGCAUCACCCCCAUCCCCCGCGCCACCACUAAAUGGGAUGCAGCUCCUCCCAUAGAGAUGUCAGAAGGGGGCAGCGCUCGUGUACUGGUGGACAAAAAGCCUCAAACCAACGGAUUGUCGGGAUCAUACGAUCUCAACCCGGAAGGAAUGAACACCUUCAAAGGUAAAAGCCCAUCCCGUUACUCCUAUCUGGUUCAAGGCCACGAGAACCCCUACUUCUUACCAGGAGACGGCAAGAAAGACUGAUCUGAAUCCAUGUGGAAAUGAGGAAAAUGGGUUCAAAAAGAAGCCACUGAUUUAAAACUCUGGGUCUUCAGGCACAUUUCCUGAGCAGGGUUAUUAUACAUUGUUCUUGCUUGGAUUAAUGACAAAUCACAAAGGACAUUACUCAACUUUGAAACAGCCACCAAAGAGAUUCAUUUGUAUGAGCAAGUGACGUUGGGCGCAUCAUGUGUAUUCUUUGGAAAGAGCUAAAUGAUGCUGAUCAUAACCAGUAGAUGUCACUGUUGCUCAGUAUAAUUAUCACACUGUUCUACAAACUACAUUUUACUUUUUUUAUGCUUUUAGUAAAUCAUUCUGUCCUCUUUUAAAUGAAGCUUCUUGUAUUGCUAAUUGCACUUAAGUGUAUUUAAAGUUUACUACCAGUUUUACUCUUAAAUCAAAGGUAAAUUGAAUGUGGGCUUUCAGGGGCUACUAGAUAUUUUUUUUAUGUUUAUAAUUAUUUUUUUAGAAAAAUAAAUCUUGUAUGACUAAAAGG